AUGAAGGCCCACGACGGUGUGCGCUUCGCCGUCGUUGAGGGAACCUUCCUCUUGGAAGCUUUCGAGGCUAUCGAGAAGCUCGUAGACGGUGGUACGUGUACCAAAGCAGUUGCACCGCCGCCCGACACCGACUUCGUCAUCGUUCCCCGUCUCGCCCAAGCCGCAGACCCCAGCCUCGUCACUCGCCUCAUCGAGGGCAACCUCGAGGACUGGCGCGGCAUCACCCUAGUCACCGCCGAAUGGAUCAAGCUGUCAACCGAGAUGGUUCACAAGUUCAAUGAGCUUUACGACGAGUACAAGAUCGGCGAGGCGAAGGACGUGCGCGUGGAGGCUGACCUUGAUUUCGGCCGUCCGCCCAUUCCCAUCGGCAACAAUCUCAUCGUCAACGUCGAGGAGCUGCCUCAGGAUAGCCAGUCUCUCAAGAGCGGCAGCAUCAAUGGUGACGGCGCCUCUCCCUCCAUGCCCUCCACCUCGCUCACUCAAAACGGCAAGGAAGACACCACCGUUGAUGACACUCCCAAGCCCGGUUAUCCCUUCCCUGCCUCCACCAAGAAUGCCGAUCCCACCAGCCCAGGCACCCCUACGCCCCCAACUGAGGUUGAUACCACCAUCAGUGCGCCACCCACGCCGACGAAGAGCAAGAACAAGAAUGCGCAGCGCAAGGCCGCUCGCAAGCGUGCUAAGAACAAGAAGAAGAACCUUGGCGAGCUCGAGGAGACUGAGGGCGAGGACGAAUCGACUACAACCGACCAGUCGAAGCCUCAGGAACAAGAGCUUACAGUUUGGGACCGUGUUAGGAACCUCAAGAACAAGGACACUGUGUCGUCCAUCACCGAUCGUGGGUCCCCACGGAGUCAUUCGAGCUCUGGGGGCGGGUGGCUGACGACGUCUUCCCGAAGCACAGCCCGCACCGCCUGGUGUCAACAGCCGCGCCGUGAGAAGGACCAACCUGCGCUUUCCUGGGAGAGCAUCCGCGACACCUCCACCCCUGCCUCGGACCGCUUCUUCACCGACGAGCUCUUCGACGCGUACAUUCGCUGUUUGAACGAUAAUCUCCAGGCUUGCGGUGUCAAGGCGCUGGUGCUCGGCACCGCCUACUGGACGGAGCUGCUCGACGAGUGUAUGCACAGGCACCCUGCUCGUGGCCCCGUUAGCCAGUAUGGGCUGAUUCGUGUCGGCCACACAGAUUACGACCGCAUCAUUUUCCCCAUUCGACUCGGCCAUAUCUGGAGUGUGGCGAUUCUGGACGUUGAGCAUCGCGUCGUCACCUGGUACGAUGCAUUUGGAUCCGAUCAACUCGACCAGAAGGUUGCUUCCAAGGAGCCGGUGAACUAUAGUGGUGUGCACGCUGCACUCUCCUGCGAAAUUCUGGCAAGGCAGGGCACACACAACGACCACCUUAUCCAGUGGCUGAUGGUCGAGUUCCGGCGCACGUGGCGCAGCCCUUCGGUGCCCAAGACGGUCCCCGACAGCUGGCUCCUCCGCGCUAUUCGGUGGGUUGUCUACAUCUGCGCCAAAGGCGGGUACUGGGAUGACGCGUGGGACGCCGACAUGCGCCGCUGCAAGAGCCAGUCGCAGGCGUCCAAGGCGUCAAGUGUGCAGGGUCGUCCGGUGGAGGUCAAGGGUCUCGAGAUCAUCGGCCUCGACAGCGAGGCGGCAACGGCGUAG
Molecule: messenger RNA, 1668 nt
Organism: Trichosporon asahii var. asahii CBS 2479
Lineage: Eukaryota; Fungi; Basidiomycota; Tremellomycetes; Trichosporonales; Trichosporonaceae
Exons: 8
Coding region: 1-1668 (555 amino acids)
Source: RefSeq, a predicted model, not a curated record